This is a messenger RNA of Schistosoma margrebowiei, 1690 nucleotides long. Lineage: Eukaryota; Metazoa; Platyhelminthes; Trematoda; Strigeidida; Schistosomatidae. The record is from the annotation of a GenBank genome assembly.
GUUUUAGUUGAUCUUAAAUGUGGUGAAAGGUUCGAAUCUUCCAAAAUGGGUUCUGAGGAUAAUGUCAAGAACUUUGAGAAGAUUGCAGUAGACCCACUGGAACCUCUUGUUCUUCGUCCACCUGUUGGGUCGGAAGUCUAUGGAUCACCUCCAUCAAGACGUACUAGCCGUAGCCGUCCUUUCAUAUUGGGUUCAUUAUUCGUCUUGUUCACAUUGUUAAUGAUUGCUAGUGUAUUUCUGCUGCUAUACAUCCUUGGUUAUAGACCGUUAACUUCACUUAAUCAUAAAGCAAAUGCACACAGAUCAAUUUGUCGCAUUCGUAUUCCAUUUUUAAAAAUAGAUCCUGUAGAAUCUAUUACGACAGAUGAUAAUUUCCUCAAUGUUACACUAUCUGAAGUACCUUACUACAAUGUGAUUCGUAUUUUGCAUCUGUUCUCUGAGGGCUUGACAGUGAUUAGAACAAAUAAGCAUUGCUACAUCAGACCGUUGAGAGCUGAAUUAAGAGGAUCCGGAAUUGAAGAUUAUCUGCGUCGACUAAAUGAUGGAAAUGAUUUAAAGGAUUCGGUGGAAGGUUAUCCUGUUACAGAGCCUUGGUAUAUAGAUAGAGAUCCAUAUAAUACUAUUCAUAAUUCAUUGAUUAUGUCAUGGUGUGCUGGUGUACCAGCCUUUCGUCUAGUCUCAACAAGACCUCCAAUAAGUGAAUAUAAAGGAGAUAUAAUGCCCGCUAUGCCAGAUGAAUCAAUAAAGCCGGGCAAUCCAGAUCCAUUUGUAGGUGAUUAUGAUAACAGUGAUCAGGCAGAUAUUCUGCGUAUCCUUCUACCUGAUCGUGAAAAUAUUCGUCGAGUACGUAGUGUGAACUUGACCCCAGAGAUGCCAGAUAAAUCAAGAAAAUUAAUGAAAUCAGACAAUUCCAAAUGUGAAAUUGUAGAUGUUCUUCUAGAAGAUGCCACAAUCACAUCAACACGUGAUAAUCAUCGUGUGUCAGUAGUACGUGAUGUAAUCAUGUCUUGUUCUUAAAUUCUAUUCAAGACAAAGAAGUCAGUCUCUAAGUUUUGGAAAUCAAUCUGCUUAUUACAUUUUUUUGUUCUCUCUUCGUAUAACAUGAAUUGCUUAUCUUUUUGAUUUGGAACCUUACUCAUUUGAUGACAAUUACACAAUGACAUGAACACAGUUGAUUUUGAUUACUAAACUAUUGUAAUCAAUCAUGAAUUGCAUUUCUACUGGCGAUAAUAAUAAUAAUGAUUGAUUUCUUGAAUACAUUGUUGGAUUGAUCAUUUAUUUUUUGUCUUUUAAUAUUCCUAUAAUAAUAAUCAUAUAUUCAUUAGUAAUAUUAUUGUUGUUUAUUCAAUUAUACUACUUAUAAUGUUUUAAUAAUAGACAUACAUACCUACAUCUGAACAUUUGCAUUUCUAAUCAUUAUUAUUAUUAUUAUUUCUUUAAUGGUAUUUUUUAAUAAUCAUUCAUAUAUACACCUAAUCAUGGUAGUAAACAAUGAUGAUGAUUAUAUGUUUUAUUAAUAAAGCACAAUAAGAAUUCAAUUCAUAAUUGUGUAAUGAUUAACAUUCAAUAUAACAUUAUUCAUAGUAUAAUUAUGUAAAAUUUUCAUUUCAUAGUUAUUCGCAUUUCUAUCGUUAACAUUCAUUGGUGAAAGUUAUAUCGAAUAUAUAUAAUAUACAACCACAUAUUAACG